Diatraea saccharalis (sugarcane borer) is the source of this 4228-nucleotide messenger RNA. Lineage: Eukaryota; Metazoa; Arthropoda; Insecta; Lepidoptera; Crambidae. The record is from the annotation of a GenBank genome assembly.
AGUGUUUCUGUCGUGCGCGUUGGGACCACGCGCUACGCUGCCCGAUUUCACGCUGCUAGUAAACACUAUACAACUCACUGUUGCACUCCUUACUCGAGAACCGGUUUCGACAACAGUGAUCGAAGUGAUACAACUAUAGUGGUUUCCGUGGUCAGUGCCCGUUGUGACUACAGUGUCUACGAUAUAUGGAAUUAAGUGCCGUGCUGUGUGUCUAAAUAUACUGCUUGCACAAUGCGAUGAUCGGCGGUAUGGCAGACAGCAUAAAUUGGAUUACUUCAAUCUGUAAAUAAUAAAAUACGUGCGCAGUGGAAGAUGGCGUACAUAGAAAGGAGACGGUUCUAAAUCAAUAUGGCAGCUGCUCGCGCCAUUCUGGUACUAUUAGCAUCCACGGCCCAAGCCUGGAUGCCAGACGCCAACGCACGUAUCCAUGUGAAAUAUGGCGAUGAAACUUCAGAACAGUUUGUGGGCAACGCAACGGCGCCGGAUCACUUCCGUAUAUUAGACAAAGAUAAUUUAUCCAUUAUUGUGGGCGGCAGAAACACUGUCUACAAUCUCAGCCUAUACGACUUAUCGGAAAACGUGGAACAGCGCCUAGAAUGGCAAUCGACGGAUGCACACAGAGAGCUAUGCCAGCUAAAAGGCAAAUCAGUUGACGAAUGCCAAAACUUCCCUCGAGUCGCAGCCCGCUCCCAUGGCCGACUACUAGUAUGCGGCACCAACGCCUUCAAGCCGCUGUGCAGACGAUACGCCAGUCACUCGAUCAGCCAUCACCACGAAGAAUUUGACGGAUCUGGCCGCUGUCCUUAUGAUCCUCAGCACAACUCUACGGCUAUAUAUGCCGACGGUCAACUCUACACAGCAACUGCAGCAGACUUCUCUGGAACUGAUCCAUUGAUAUACCGAGAACCAGUUCGUACAGAACGAUCAGACCUCCGUUUGCUUAACGACCCAUCAUUCGUAGGAGCAAUAUCUACUACCAGUCAUGUGUAUUUCUUUUAUCGUGAAACAGCAGUUGAAUAUAUGAACUGCGGUAAAGCCGUCUACUCUAGAGUUGCAAGAAUAUGUCUAAAUGAUAAAGGUGGUCCUCAUACUUUCAGUGAUCGAUGGACAUCGUUCUUAAAAACACGCCUUAACUGUUCUAUGCCUGGAGAAUAUCCUUUCUAUUUCGAUGAAAUACAGGCAACAACAGAACUUAUUAGUGGAAUAUAUGGUAGUGGAAGUAGUAGAAAUGACAUAGUAUACGCCGUGUUUACGACUCCACAAAAUGCAAUAGGAGGAUCAGCUGUUUGCGCAUUUGCAAUGAGAGAUAUCAUCGAUGCAUUUGAAGGUACAUUCAAAGGUCAAGAAAGUAUGAAUUCAAAUUGGCUACCUCUCGAAAAAGAAAAAGUGCCAUCACCAAGACCGGGCUCUUGUGUUGAGGACAGUCGAACCUUAUCGGACUCUGCUGUUAAUUUUAUUAAGACACACCCUUUGAUGGAUAAGGCCGUACCAUCGUUCCUAGCACGGCCACUUCUCAUUAGAGUUAGCUUGCAAUAUAGAUUUUCUGCAAUUGCUGUUCACUCUCAAGUCCAAGCUAUGAAUGGCAAUAAAUACGAUGUCAUUUACGUCGGCACGGACGAUGGACGGGUAAUAAAAGCUGUCAAUGUGGCAGCUAAUGAAGGCGUAUUUGAUGGAAGUGAUGAAUACAGCAGAAGUCCAGUUAGAACUUCUGUCAUUUCAGAAGUGCAGGUACUGCCUCAAGGAACAGCAAUUAAACAAAUGCAUGUGGCAUUGACAACAGAAAAGUUGAUAGUUGCGUCAAGCGAUAUAAUAAAAUCUGUUGCAUUAUCACAUUGUGGGAAUGUCCAAACGUGCAGAGAUUGUGUAGCGUUGCAAGAUCCUCACUGCGCUUGGGACGCUAAACAGCAACAAUGUUCUUGGGUCGGAAACAGGCAAUUUCCUAAUCCCGAGAGAUUUCUACAAAAUGUAGAGUAUGGAAAGACUGAUAUUUGUAAUAAGUUGCCACCCCUCAUGACUGGUGAAAGACACAGUAACAGAAAUCCUGGUACUAAGAAACCCAUUUUAUCCGAAACCGAUAUUCGUCAAAAAGCGGAUGAUAUUCAAAAUGAAAUAUUAAUAGAGGUCGUAGAAACUAAUGUUUUAUCAGAAGAUAAAAAUUCAAAUAAUAACAAACACGAAACAGAUUUACUAACAGUUGAGGCAGCAGAUGGAAAUAUUUAUAGUGCACAAGCCCUACUCACUGCAGUGGUCGCCUCUUGUCUAGUCACUCUGAUGGUCGGUUUUGUAAUAGGAUAUCUAUUUUCAAGAAGAUUUCGGCACCCUUUUUUUACAGAUACUUCGCCAUUCAAUGAACAACACAAUCAUUUAAACAGAUUGAGUCCUUUGGAAACACCAUUGAAUGCGAAUACGACAUACAUGCCGCCGAGAUCUAAAAAUGUCAAUAUGGUAGCUAAUGUUUGUCCCUUGGCGAAACAAGACAACUUGCACUUGGAACUUGGGAAAGAGCGCACGUUAGAUUUGCGAAACUCGACCGAAUCCCUCGAUAAGGAUCUUAAGUGUGGCACCUUGCAAAAAGUGAAAAAGACUUAUAUAUGAAAAUUACCCAAACAAACAAUGUAUGGAUCAAUUGAUAAGUGACUGCAAAACCUGCAAAUGCACGUCGCGUGUGCCAAGUCUUCCGAGUAGGUACCUCGGUUAGAACAAUCAAUGUUUUCAAUGUCACUGUUAAUGUUAAAAUUGUAAAUAUUGUUAUUAAUGUCAUUGUACAGUAUCAGUAGUUUGAAAUCAGACUUUCAUUCAAGGUAAACGAACUCUCUACGUUAGCCAAGAUUGCAUUUAAAGAAUAAGAGUAUCAGCGAACGUAGAGACUGCGUUAUUCAACUAAUACUAAUUCUUGGUAAUAUUUAUUUUAUUAUAUAAUCAAAUAUUGCAGUUUUAGUAUUUUAAAUAUCAAUUAUUACAUUCCAUGAGUUUAGUUAUAAUUAUAAGAUUUCAGCGCAGCUAUUGUAAAUAGAUAAAUUUGUAUAUAAAAUGAUAAAAUAAGUUAUAAGGUUAAUAAAUUGGGGACAAAUGAUCCACGUUAUUUACGUUUAUCAUGAUUUAGCGUAAUGCAAUCAAAAACUUUUAUAGGUAGUACAUUAAGUAUAUUACAGUUUAUAGCUUGUACUCGUUGAUAUAAUUCAUAUUCAGUUUUAUUUCAUCAACAAGUCGUUUUUUCUAACGACUCUGUAUAUGGUUCGAAAAUGUGUUUAGUAACUGAUCUAAACACAGGAAUAAACUAUAUCAUUCAAACAAUAUUAAAAUGGGCAUGGUAUUGCGAGCAUGUCUACAUUAAUAAUAUCUAAUAUAACGGCGCAGUUUGGAUUAUUACCUCUUGUCUGGGCCGUACCCAUCACAUUCUCAAUAAAUACAAUACGACUAACUACCCAAAUAAAAUACAUUACCAAUAUUUAUACUAAAUGAUUCAAACCCACCCAACUAUACUUUUACAUCUUUGAAAGAUUAUAUCAAUUUCUAAAAUUGUUGCAUAUACGUAAUAUUAUUAUUAUAAUAUACUUAUUACUUGUUAAAAAUGCAGUUGAAAAUGUUAAUAGUAUAAAUUGCUGUGCUAAGUGCAUAGUGCCUUGUAGGUUGCCAAUUUAGUGCCUAAUGUAAUUUAGAAUAUUAGAUACAUCAGGAGAGCAUAUACAUAGUAUGUAUGUAUAGUGGGCCUUCUUUAGUUUCAGUUUCAUAAAUGAAAUCAAGCUUGUCAAGCUUUGUAUAUAUAAUUAAGUAAAAUACUGGACUAUCAAAACAAUUAUUUUUAUAACUUAUUUCAACUUUUAGUUUGGAUGUAACCUGAAUUGAUAUAUACGUUAAGAAAACAAACGUGAUUUACCUAUGUGGAAGCAAUAAUUGAAGUAACCACCAGAUCUAAAAAUCAAGUAUUCCCACCGUAAACUUAUCAAAGUCUAUUAAGUUAAGCAGAAAAAAAUCUGUAUAUUUUCCACUCCAUAAAAAUUGUUUACUUUAUUGUAUGGAUGGAUAGUGAAUAAAAUAAUAUAACUUUAUAUAUAGAUACACUUUCUUUUAUUGAAAGCAAAAUCAUUGUACAUUUUCAGAAAUCAGCAAUUAAAUAACAAUAUUCAACAAUUUAUUUAUAUUUUUUUAUAUAACGAAAAAAUAAUUUUAAUACAUACUUAGAAAUUUUAUCGUUUUUCCAUAAUAGUGGAGAAAUAAAAGUAUUAUU